AUGAAAUUAGUGCAGAGGUCUUGUUAAUGUGCUCGCCUACUUUUCUACUUAACUAAGUAAGUCUUGCGCACAUUCUUCCCAUAAGUGCACAAAGCUUGAUAACUGGGAGAGUAAAUCAUCGCUCUCAGUUAUAAAAUCUGAACCUGUUUUUCCCUCCACACACAAUGAGGCGAGCACUUCAGGUCUACCUCCGCAUUUUGGACACUCACCCUUGGAAGGUUCACUCCGUUCAAACAGGCACUCUUAUGGCUGUGGGUGAUAUGAUGUCACAAACUCUGGUAGAAAAAAAGAAGUUCAGAGAAAUGGACCCGGUUAGGAUAGCGAGAUUUGGUGCAAUGGGAGUAGUUUUCAUGGGCCCAGGACUUUGGGCGUGGUACAAAACCCUCCACAGGCUAGUCGGCCACUCGAAAAAGCACAUGGCCCUGAAGAAGGUGGCCCUGGACCAACUGGUCGCUGCUCCACCUUUUUACGCAGGAUUUCUGCUCGCGACAGGCGCGAUGCAGCAGCAGAGUCGACAGGAGAUCGAACAGCGUUUCAAGGAAGACUACAUGGAUAUUCUAAUUAACAACUGGAAGCUCUGGCCGGCUGUGCAACUCGUAAACUUUGGAAUGGUUCCUCUGCGGUUUCAAGUGUUGUUCGAACAGAUUUUCUGUCUGGCUUGGAACACUUACCUGGCUUGGAAGACAAACCGUUAAGUUUUUUUAAUUAUAUAAAGAUAGAUCAUCUUCAGACUGAUUGCUAGCUAAGUUGUUAAUUUUGUCGGGUUCAUUUGAUUUAAAUCUUGCCUCACUUAGGUGUUUACGUAAUAAUUUUGAAAUAAGGCCGUCACUGUGUGACAAUAAAUGGAUUAGUUUGAAAAAAAGUAAUGCUCUAUUUUAGAGGGCUUUGUUUUAAAAGUUCCCUUCCAAUAAUAAAGUCAACUGCAGUGAA
Cloeon dipterum is the source of this 930-nucleotide messenger RNA. Its product is annotated as protein Mpv17-like. NCBI's taxonomy places the organism in Eukaryota, Metazoa, Arthropoda, Insecta, Ephemeroptera, Baetidae. The transcript is spliced from 4 exons. Gene Ontology annotation, cellular component: membrane; cytoplasm; mitochondrion. Gene Ontology annotation, biological process: cellular response to reactive oxygen species. Bases 165 to 695 code for a protein of 176 amino acids. The record is from RefSeq and is a predicted model, not a curated record.